UGUGUAGGUGGUGUUGGUGAUGCUCCGAAACUCGGUGUGUCAUUGGUUUCUGAUGGUGACGUACGUGUACAUCAAAUGGCGGUUUAAUUGAUGGAUAAAAUGUAACGGAGAAUUGGAGAAAUGUAUGUGUCCAGGCAGUACUUGGCAACCAGACGUCCGCCAUCACAGUGUCAUUUUUUUCAUUGUUGUUAAUAAAUUAUUUGUGAAAAAUAGCUGCUAGCUCAUGACGUUUAUCGGUAACAAUUAAUCUCAAGAGUCCUAUUGUGUGCUGUAAAAUGACAAGUAUUUCUGGGUACGCAAGUGAUAACGAAAUGUUAUCGGGGCUUACUCAAAAAUUAACGAUCAAGGUUGAUAAAUCCAAUAAUUAUUGACAAGUUUCUCCACAACUGAUGCUCAUUUCAAACACAGGCAACUUUCCGAAUUAAUUUAAUUAAUUAAUUAAAGUAAAAGUCUUGUAAAUUAUUUUUUAAAAAUGUCGGGAGGCGAAAGAAAAAAGCGCGGCGGUGACAAAGGACAAGGCUGGGAGGAAGCUGGGGCUGAAUUUUAUCAAGAACGUUAUCCAGCUGCUAUUGAGAAUGACUUACAGCAAGCACUACGUGAUCCUUCGCACAUCGCGACUCUGUUGCCGAGUAAAAAGUCACGCGUUGCGACCGCUAAACGGAUAAGAAACGAACCGAAAACAACAAUGAGAAGACGCACCAGCACUCGGUCCCGGUGUGCGACAAGCACCGCCAGACGAAUGUCAACAAAUGCACCGAAUAUUGAUACUGCUGUUUCAAUGCUGCCAGAUUUAUCUGAAAAUUUAUCGAAUGAAGAACGCACUUGGGAGGAAAUAAUGCAGAUAAAGGCAAUGCCCGUUUGUAUGGCGCAAAAGAUACAAUUGAAAAGACAACUACAGAAUGCGACAAAGUUAAGACUCCAGGGCUUCGAGCAGCUCAAAUGGCAACGCAGAAAAGCCUGGCAGCAGUUUAAAUCCCGUAUGAAAGAAACUUACGCUAAAAUGGAGCUGUGGAGCACGAGUUUCAAAAAAAUAGGCGGUAACUUUGGGAUGGGAAUCGUCGCAUACUUUUUAUUCAUAAAAUGGCUCAUGUUUCUCAACAUUACACUGUUUAUUGUGAUAUUUGCGUUCAUAAUACUGCCGACAAUAGUGUUGGUUGAGGAGCUGGAGCCUUGCACGGGGAACAGCUCCUCCAGUGUGUCUUGUUCGUCGGAGGCUUACUGGAAUUCCUCAGAGUCUGGGAAUACAUUCGUCGAUAUAAUGCAGGCUCGGGGAAUAUUGGAGCGCACAUUACUGUUCUACGGAGCGUACACUAAUCAGAUUUACGGGAAAAACGGGAACGGCACUUACUACGAUCUGCCUCUGGCUUACAUUUGCACGAUAAUUGCCGUGACUCUUAUUAGUUUGAUUGCAAUAAUUCGAUCGGCGGCUAAAGGCUUCAAGGAGCGAGUCGUCGAGGGUGAGGGACAAUUUUAUCAGUACUGCAAUUUAAUAUUCGGCGGAUGGGAUUUUUGUAUUCAGAAUGAAAAAGCCGCGGGGAUUAAACACAAAGCGCUUUACAAUGAAAUCAAGGCUUUUUUGGAAGCAGAGAGACUUGAGGAGGAGCGGCAAAAUCGUACGCGCGAGGAGAGAAUAAAAUUAUUUUUCGUCCGUCUGAUUGUUAAUUUGCUGGUUAUUCUAGUACUGAGUGCUUGUGGAGUUUUCAUAUACUUUAUAAUAGAAUUGUCGUUUGACAAAGUAGAAGACCCGAGUUUCUUGCAAGCCGAAAGCUCCUCUUACAUAUCCAUUGAACGUCUUGUCCAAAUAGCCUACGAGUUUUUGCCCUACGUCUGUAUCGUCGGAUUAAAUAUAGUGGUACCUUUUCUGUUCCGCUAUUUGGUAGCUCUAGAGCACUACAACCCGCUCUUUGUCGUCAGAUUAACAUUAUUUCGAAUCGUCUUCCUGCGUCUAGCCUCGUUAGCGGUAUUGCUGACGAGUUUUUAUAAAAAAAUCUCAACUCCCGAAGAGGACGAUGAGCAGCCGCGACACGUGAGCAACGCAAAUCAUCGCCGUCCUCAGUGCUGGGAAACAUUCGUCGGACAACAAUUUUUUAAACUUUAUCUUACCGAUUUUUUUACACAAUUUUUGGUGACAUUUUUUAUAAAUUUUCCUCGUUCGCUGAUCGCCCGACACAGUGAGAAUAAAUUCAUCCGGUUCAUCGGCGAACAGGAAUUUGAUCUGCCAAGACACAUUUUAGACAUUGUUUACUCCCAAACAAUUUGUUGGAUCGGUAUGUUUUUUGUACCAAUACUGCCACUGAUCUCGACAAUCGGCUGCUUCUUUUUGUUUUACAUUAAAAAGUUUUCGUGUCUGAUUAACAGCACGCCCUCGAGUCAAGUUUACCGAGCUAGUCGCUCAAAUUCGCUGUUUAUGUUCGUGCUGUUGGUGUCUUUUAUUCUGGCGAUAAGUCCAGUGGCCUACUCAAUUGCCGAAAUAGAACCAUCAAAGUCCUGUGGUCCAUUCCGAGGCCUUCACACUGUCUGGGAAUUGAUCAUACAGACUUUCUUACGCUUCCCCGAGUGGAUACGCAGAACUCUAUUUUUUCUCGGGACUGCCGGGUUCGGAAUACCUGCUUUUAUCGCUCUUUCAUUACUCCUGUACUAUUAUCACGCGGUUUCCGACGCGAACAAACACAUGGUCGUGGUCCUCAAGAACCAACUGGUGCUCGAGGGACACGACAAACAAUUUUUACUUAACCGUCUCAGUGCUUUCAUUAAACAGCAGCAAGAGCAAUCCAAAUAUCAAGAGCAAGCUAUUGAUAUGAAUAAUUUUUAGUUGGUUGUUUUGAAUAAUUGUUUUAGUUUUUUGUAGCUACUUUUUAGCCUAUCUAGAGCAUAGAGCUAUGUGAAAAUGGUCAAUGUUUAUGUAAUGUGAAUUUCCGGACGUACAGUGUAAAAAUUACGCACUAACUUAGAGGAAAGAGUAAUCAGUAGUACACAUUAUAAAAACAUUCUAAAUUCUCGACGUGAUAAAAAUUAUACAAACCUAUUUUCACACUAGAUUUUAUUUAAUUAUUACUAUUCAAUGUAAAUAUUUAUUUAUUUGCCAGUCAGGCUUUGAGAUAAGCGUUUUAAGGCACUCACUACGUCUAGUCGAAUUUAUUAUAAUAAUAAUGAUAAUUAUUAUUAUUAUUAUAAUGAGUAAGAAGGUAGCAUUUAGAUGAAAUCUCAUGCUUUGUAUGUUCUGAUAAAAUAUUUAAGGUAGUUGAGGUACUUAUAGUUAAUUCAAAAUUAUUAGAUUAUUUAUUAUUUAUCAAUGGAUUAAUUAAUGAAACAGACUGAACCUCAACUAUCUUAAUGACUGAUAUUUAAUCACUAUUUAUUAAAAAAAAAAAAAAAAAAAAAAAAAAAAAAAAAAAAAGAUUAAUUAUUGGAAAAAGCGAAUGAUGAAGAAAAAUAGUAUUUUAUCAAUACACGUUAUUAUUGCGCACAUUUAAAGAUUUUAUUGGAUAAAGAAGUAGUGCAAUAUAUAAUUAUUAUUUUUGUAGUUUAGAUUCUUUUUAUGCAACUGCAUUUAUAUUUAUAUCGAAUAUCUAUCGAAGUAAGUGAUAUUUGGAAAUAAUAAACGGCUACUCUGUUAUUACGAUACUGACUAAAAAUAAACUUUUGUACAAAUUUUAUAAACUUAUAUACGGCAGCUUAUAUAACGAGUCCAGUAUAAAUAAUUAUUAUUAUAAAUUACAUUUUUUAAAAUUCAAUUUGUAGAUAUUAACAGUAUGUAAAUUAAUAAUUUAAUUAUUUUUUUGGUAAAGUCAUAUGAGUAACAGAGAAAUAAAUUCACUAUUCAAUACCAAUAGACUUAAAAAAAAAAAAAAAAAAAAAAAAAACAAAUAAAUAAAAUAGCUUGUGACCAAUUUCUGUUGG
Molecule: messenger RNA, 3900 nt
Organism: Cotesia glomerata
Lineage: Eukaryota; Metazoa; Arthropoda; Insecta; Hymenoptera; Braconidae
Product: transmembrane channel-like protein 7
Exons: 4
Coding region: 473-2812 (779 amino acids)
Cellular component (GO): plasma membrane
Molecular function (GO): mechanosensitive monoatomic ion channel activity
Source: RefSeq, a predicted model, not a curated record